Saccostrea echinata is the source of this 2059-nucleotide messenger RNA. Its product is annotated as neuroligin-4, Y-linked-like. The transcript has 11 exons. The coding region runs from base 330 to 2036 and encodes 568 amino acids. The record is from RefSeq and is a predicted model, not a curated record. Lineage: Eukaryota; Metazoa; Mollusca; Bivalvia; Ostreida; Ostreidae.
CGGCGAACAAUGGAAGCCCAGUCCAGUAUUUUUAUCUACAUACAUAAAGUUUGGGGAGAAUAAGUGGUAUACCUAUAUUGCCGUUUUCUUUCUUUUCCGUCAGUGAACCCCAAAAAAACGAUUCGACUAACAAUGUCCAUGAUUUUACCCCGUAAAGACAGGCAUAUCGAUAUAAAGGCCAACAUUUCAUUUACGCUGAGGUUUAUUUUUUGUGUAUUGUAGUAUAUUUCGUGUCUCACUUGGAUAAAACACAAAAAACACAGCGAUCGAGUGCAACAUUAAGAAUUCUUUCCGAAACAGCAUUUGGAAAUAACAUCGUAUAGAUUAAAAUGAAACCUGAGUUUAUCGGAUCAAUUUAUUUCACUUAUCUUUUCUUUGCAUCCUGUACAUCGACUGACUUUCCAGUGAGAAUAUCGAACUCUGGCAAAAUUCGCGGACGAGUAACUGAGCGCGUCGCCGGAUUUCCCGUGGAAGAAUACCUAGGAAUUCCCUAUGCAGCCCCACCAACGGGAGUAAAACGAUUUCAGAGACCUCGUGAACACGUCCCAUGGACAGAUAUAUUGAAUGCGACAAAACUACCCCCGGCUUGUUAUCAAGGAGAAAUUAAUGCUGGAUAUAUUAAACAACACAUGCCAGAUUUUGAUAUGAAUUAUCAAAAUGAGGACUGCCUAUUCCUAAACAUUUAUGUUCCAAAGUCUUUGGAAAAGAAUAUGAGCUAUGCGGUAAUGUUUUACAUUCAUGGCGGGUCCAACAGAGCAGGAAUGGGUGCCAUGUUGCCAGGCGACAUACUGGCUGCCCACGGACAAAUCAUCGUCAUCAAUUUCAAUUAUAGAUUAGGUCUUUUAGGUUUUUUGUCUUCGCCCCAACACAACUUUACUGGAAAUAAUGGACUUUUGGACCAAGUUGCAGCCAUGAAAUGGGUUCAUUCUAACAUUCAUUAUUUUGAUGGAGAUCGGGAUCGAAUCACUAUUGCUGGUCACAGCGCAGGCGCAGGAGAUGUUGGUCUUCACUUAGUUUCACCACUCACCAAAGGUUUAUUCAGGAACGCAAUCCUAAUGAGCGGAUCACCAUUAGCACAUUGGGCAAUGGCGUCACCAGACCUAAUCCCCGGCUCCAAUAUCAAUUCCACAAUUCUGCAAUAUGCACUAGAUGUAGCAGACAUCAGAGCUAUAGAUAUCAAAGAUAUCAAAGCUAUUGAGAUGAUAUUUUCUACGUUAUUACCAUUCAGUGUUGUUCCAUAUCCUGCUGUUGUAGACAAUUAUUUUCUAACAAAAUACCCGAGAUCCUCUUUUCAAAAUGGCGAAUUCCACGGAAAUGCAUUUCUUGUAUCCUUUACUGCAGACGAAAGUUUUGGACCGCUCCCGGGUUCAAUCUUUAAGUUAGAUUUUCCGGGUUAUCUAGUACGAUAUGAACCGUUUUAUCCCACAAUUUGUAAUUUUAAAGACACACUGAGUUCUGUGUACAGUGACAUUGAAGAUCCAGGGAGGAGUUUGGUUGAGGCUGAAGCAGAUAUGUUAUUUUAUGCCAGUAUCAUAGAACUGUCCGAUCUCCUCUCGGACUCUGACGUCAAACCGUCUGUCAGUGUGUUUGAGUACGAUAUCUUAAUGCCAGAUCCUAAUCAACCCAACUGGAAAGGUGUUGACCAUGGAGAGGACAUUUUUUAUUUGUUCGGAAUACCUCUGAUAGGCAGCAUACUUCGAAAUUUCACAGAAGAAGACAUCGAAGCAAGCAAAUUGGAAAUGACCUUAUAUAGCAAUUUCGUCAAGACAGAAUUAUUUUCACUGGAUGGUUUAACAAGAUUGGGCAGCUUAUACAACACACAACAUCGGUCUUACUGCAGAAUGUAUUCUGAUGGUAACAAUGUUACCUUUGGAUAUUUCCAAAAUUUUCGAAAAUCAAAGAUGGAAUUUUGGAAUAAUGUGGCUCAAAAUAAACAAUCUCCCUGUGAUAAAACUUCAAAGGCAACUUUAAAUGAUAUUGAUAUAUAUUUUUUUAUAUUCAUUGUAUAUUACUGGUUUGUUACUGAUGUGUAUUGAUCAAUAAAAAAGCGAAAAUAGAA